Messenger RNA from Mytilus trossulus (common blue mussel), 897 nucleotides. RefSeq names its product lipopolysaccharide-induced tumor necrosis factor-alpha factor homolog. NCBI's taxonomy places the organism in Eukaryota, Metazoa, Mollusca, Bivalvia, Mytilida, Mytilidae. The transcript has 4 exons. The coding region runs from base 208 to 516 and encodes 102 amino acids. The record is from RefSeq and is a predicted model, not a curated record. Gene Ontology annotation, molecular function: zinc ion binding.
UGCAUAUUUGAAAGCAUGUGCAUUCUUUCAUUGAACACCGUUAUCUAAUUUGAUAACAGGUUUAAACUGUUACAAAAAACUUUAAAUUCACAGCCGAUUGAUUAACAUAUUUAACUCUAUACAUGUCGUCAAGGAAGUUAAAUGUGUAGACUGUUUUGAUGUCACAGAGUGCUGCUUUAUAUCUUGGAACUAUGUAACGAUUAACACAUGGCUUCGAACGUACCACCACAAUCAACUGGAUUGAGUAAUCAACCAACAAAUAAAGGCUACCCACCAGAAUAUGCCGCAGAAAGUGAGAUACCAUUUGCAACAGAUUGUCCAGACUGUCAUACAAAAGUAGUAACCAAUACAGAACAUAAAGCUGGUCCAUUUACGUGGGUUGCUUGUAUCAUGCUUGCGUCUUUUGGAUUUUUCUUAGGAUGCUGCGCCGUUCCAUUUUGUAUUAAAAGUGCCAAGGAUGUUGUACAUGUGUGUCCGAACUGUAAUUGUGAAAUAGGUAGACACAGCAGAUUUUGAUCCUAUCCUGUAAAUCAUGACACCCGUUAUGAUAAUCCUGCAAAUCAUAACACACCUUAUGAUAUUUGAAGCGAACAAUGGUGCUUAAAUGUCGUCUUAAUCCUACAAGUCAGUUCAUUGGAUAUUUUUAAACAAAUACUCUAUUAGCUUUGGAAAACUUUAGAGUUCAAUUUAUUUUUCUUCCGAUUUAUGUUUUCUACGCAAUUUGUGUUUUAACGUUCAGUUGGUCUUCAAUGAUUUUGUAAAUAUACAUCUGAUAUCAAGAUGACUGUAUUUGUUCGAACAUAUAUUUUUGUGAACAUUUGAUAGAUGAAGUGCCUCAUCAACCAACAGAGUUAAAGAGCAUAAUUUAAAAAAAAUAAAAAUACUUUUACCCUUCAG